This is a messenger RNA of Chaetura pelagica (chimney swift), 3149 nucleotides long. RefSeq names its product PHD finger protein 20 (gene PHF20). Gene Ontology annotation, cellular component: MLL1 complex; NSL complex. The coding region runs from base 33 to 3149 and encodes 1038 amino acids. The transcript has 18 exons. Lineage: Eukaryota; Metazoa; Chordata; Aves; Apodiformes; Apodidae. Gene Ontology annotation, biological process: regulation of transcription by RNA polymerase II. The record is from RefSeq and is a predicted model, not a curated record.
GGGAAUAAAAUCAACAGUGUUGAUAUUACAAAAUGACAAAACAUCCUCCGAAUAGAAGAGGGAUCAACUUUGAGGUGGGAGCCCAGUUGGAAGCCCGUGACAGAUUAAAAAACUGGUAUCCAGCUCAUAUUGAAGAAAUUGAUUAUGAAGAAGGAAAAGUACUUAUCCAUUUCAAACGCUGGAACCAUAGAUAUGAUGAGUGGUUUUGUUGGGACAGUCCUUAUUUGCGUCCCUUAGAGAAGAUACAGUUAAGAAAAGAAGGAUUACAGGAGGAAGAAAGUUGUGCAGGUUUUCAUAUAAAUGAUCAGGUGUUGGCAUGCUGGUCUGACUGUCGCUUCUAUCCAGCCAAAGUUACUUCUGUUAACAAAGAUGGUACAUACACUGUGAAGUUUUAUGAUGGUGUAGUUCAGACUGUCAAAAACAUUCAUGUCAAAGCUUUUUCCAAAGAUCAGAAUAUUGUGGGUAAUGCUAAGUCUAAGGAGAGAGGUGAUGAAAUUCCGUCAUCUCCUGAAAAGCGGGAGAAAUUUAAAGAACAGAGGAAAGCAACAGGUAAUGCAAAGAAAGACAAGGAUGAAAAGACAUUAAAGACUGAGAAAAGAGUUAAGCAGCCUGAUAAAGAAGGAAGAUUGAUGGUCAUCUCAGAAAAAGGCAAGGUCUCAGAGAAGAAUAUAUCUAAGAAUGGAAAAGAAGAUAAGGAGAAUAUAUCAGAGAAUGAUAUGGAAUAUUCAGUAGAUACACAAAUUGAGAAGAAACCUGAGAAUGACAAUGUAAAGAGUCCACAGGAAAACGCAAAAGAAACAAAACGGAAACGUGGCAGACCACCAGUAACACCUCCCACAGAGCCAGGUUCUCAGACGCUGCAGCCCAUAACUUUGGAGUUAAGACGUCGGAAAAUACCUAAAGGAGGUGAAGUUCCAUCCAAGCGUCCCAGGAUUGACAAAAACUUGUCUCAGGAAAAAUUGAAGAAUUCUUCAGACAACCCUGAAAGAGACCAGAGCAGGAGACGAUCUUCAAGACUCUCGUCUAGUAUUAGCCAUGAGAUUUUAAAUACAGAUCAUGUCAUAUCCUCAACAGAAAUUCAACCGUUGAAAGAUGCAGUAUCAAACCAAAAGGAAUCUGAGAAAGUCCAGUUAGAAAUUCCUGUUGAAUCUGACCAAAGUUUCAGUGAACAAGGAUCUCCUGGAAACACAUCCCACAGCACAGCACUCAGCACACACACCAGUUUACAGGAAGAAAAAGCUGAAGAGACUGAAUCUUCCUCGGUUACUCCCAGAACCCAAGAACCUUCUGCUGCUACAGUAACAAAACCUUGUAGGAGAACAGAUUUUCUUGCAUCCAAAAAAGCUGCAACUGUUGAUCAAGAUCACAAGUUUAGAUGCAAGUUCUUGGACUGUUCAAAAUCCUUCCGCAAAGCCAAGUUAUUGUAUUAUCACAUGAAAUACUUUCAUGGAGUGGAGAAGGCUUCAGAAUCACAGCAGAACCCUGUAAAAAGAAAUAUUCAAACCAGAGCUUCUUUGGCUUCUGAAAAAGCUAAUCAAGAAAGGUCAAAAAGACGACGGACCACAACUGGUUCAUUGUAUGCUCCUCUACACAUAGCCCUAAGGAGUACCCCUUAUAGAGGUGAAAAAAUAGAAAAGAGAAGAACUUCAACUCCUGUAAGUGCAUUAAAUAGUCGUGGACAUUCGGUUAGAGAACAAAGCAGGAACCACAUAGCGCGAUCGCUGCGGAAGCCUCCAGCAAAAGCAAGAGUUGAAAAUGCUGUUAAAGAACAUGAGAAGAACAAAGAAAGAAAAUCCAAAGACUAUGGAAGGUCCAAGUCAAAGAAAAAGAAAAAAAAGAAAAAGAGAACUAAAUCUGAAUACUCUGGCAGUGAAGAGAACACAGAUAUUUCGCUGGAGCUUUCUCCUGAAAAGUCAGUUGUCACAAAAUGUGUAUCUUCAAAUAAAUCAUCUGCCCACCCAAGCACAGCGCUACGCUGCUCUGAUCCCAGACAGCACAGAGGGAGAUCAAAACCACAUGAGGAUGACACCCUGAGUGAGUCAUCUAUGGAUAGCUUCCUUUGGAGUGAUGAUGACUGCAGCCAGGAUGUGGAUGUAACCACAAACCCUGAUGAAGAAGCUGAAGAAAGUGAUUUUGAGAUUGUUCGGUGUGUUUGUGAAGUCAAAGAAGAAAAUGACUUCAUGAUUCAGAUCAUGGAGUCUGUGCUCAAAUACUAUCUCUGGUUUUGUCAGAGGUCCAGCUUAAAGUACUGGUAUGAGAAGGAGUGGUUAAGUAAUGGUCACAUGCAUGGCUUGGCAUUUUUGGAAGAAAAUUAUUCCCAUCAGAAUGCCAAGAAGAUUGUAGCCACUCACCAGCUUCUUGGCGAUGUGCAGAGAGUGAUAGAAGUACUGCAUGGACUGCAGCUGAAGAUGAGCAUAUUACAAAAUAAAGAACAUCCUGACCUAAAGCUUUGGUGCCAUCCAUGGAAGCACAUUACAGUGGAUGAAAAAAUUCACACCAAACACAUCAUUCACAUUGAGGAAAACUGUGGCAAAGAGGAGACAGCAGGUUAUAGAACUUGGAAUGGGACAGUUGAGAAACCCUCAACCAUCCCCUCUGUGGAGGAAUCCUACAUCACAAGUGAACACUGUUACCAGAAGCCUCGGGCUUACUACCCUGCCAUAGAGCAGAGACUGGUGGUGGAGACAAGAGGUUCGGCCAUGGAUGAUGGAGUGAAUAGAAUAAGGGAGAAUGGGGAUGAUGCCCUGUCAGAGAGGUUUGGCUGGAAUCUGGACCGAGAAAUAUGCAAGAUGGAAAACGAAUCCAAACACAAUUACUCCAAGGUAAGAGAGUCUGUCUCCAAGAAAGUCUCUCCAGAGGAAGCAAUUGAAAUGAAAUUGCUAGAAAAAGAGAAAGAAGGAGUUGUGAACACACAGCUGCAGUGGCAGCUCAAUCUUCUAGCCCAUGUGGAAUCUCUGCAAGAUGAAGUCAUACACAGAAUGGAUUUCAUUGAGAAGGAACUAGAUGUGUUGGAGAGUUGGCUGGAUUAUACAGGAGAGCUGGAACCACCAGAACCACUGGCUCGACUCCCACAACUGAAACAUUGUAUAAAGCAGCUUAUAACAGACCUGGGCAAAGUGCAGCAGAUUGCACUGUGCUGCUCUACGUGA